AUGCUGCUGCGUCCUGCUAUCCAUGCUCGUCUCGCCGCGCGCGCAGCGAAACCCUCGACACUCUUUCCUACGCACGCAUCCUCUUCCCGCCUCGCCCACGCUGCUGCCACCGUCCAACGCCUCAAUGUCCCUCACGGCGCGGUCGUGACGGUCACGCGGUCUGCAGAUGGCAAGACCAUCUCAAUCAGCGUCGUGAACGGGGGCAAGGCAGAGGAGCAUUCGGGCAAGGAGGAGGACCCGCUUUCGAGCGCGAGGGCCAACCAUCCGGCACACCUCGAACAGGCAUCUCCAGCUACGACCCACAUGGCGACGCAUCACGACGUCGGACAAUUCAUAGUGGACGCUCGACGGAAGAAACGCGCCUCGAAACUUGACGUAGCCGACACCGUCGAGGCAAAACCCGCCUCUGAUCCUACGGCCGCCAACCCAGCACCUUUGGAGCCAGCAGCGGUAUACGGGGCCAAAUGCCUCGACCCAAAGUCGAGCGUCACCGAGCCGAGUGAAAGGAGGAACCUUGGAACGCUCGAAGUUGAGGCGACAGCAUCAACAUCUGCUCCGGUUACCGAAAGUCCCGUCGCCAAGCGCAAGCGGUGCAGGUCUCGCCCAGUAGGCUUCGAGAGGAGCAAGUCGGCGACGGAGCAGCAACGGCCCGCAUCCGACAUCCAGCUUCACCGGCUCCUGCGCCAAGCAACGCUGCAUUCGAUCGAUUUCGCCCGAGCUGACUCGUGGUUGAGUACCAUCUCGGGCGAUGAGCGGAUCAACAUUCGGGAAUCAAGUUUAGCAGAUUCUCCAGCAACUCGACCCGCCUGCGACAAGCUCAUCAUCGAGAUCGACGGCGUUGAGUUGCGGGCCAUCGAGGACGCCCGAGGCGUCACCGUCAGGCAGGUCGUCGAUGCGGUGGCGGCGCAUUGGGACUCGACAGUCAGCGGCGUCGAGAAGGCCUCCCUGGCGAAAUACUGGCCGGGUCCCGUCAGCGCGUCCAAGACGUACAGGGAGCAGUUGGAGGACAGCGAAGUCAAGUGGGUACAGAUUGAGGACCUGGGAGACGGCGCAGUCCGUCUGGUAGCUCAGAAGGUGUGA
This is a messenger RNA of Rhodotorula toruloides NP11, 1080 nucleotides long. RefSeq lists its product as uncharacterized. NCBI's taxonomy places the organism in Eukaryota, Fungi, Basidiomycota, Microbotryomycetes, Sporidiobolales, Sporidiobolaceae. The record is from RefSeq and is a predicted model, not a curated record. The transcript has a single exon. Bases 1 to 1080 code for a protein of 359 amino acids.